GAAGUUCUGGAAGUCCAUAAGUUUGAGUCAGCUGACGUUUAACUUUCCCCCUUCUGACUAAGUCCCUCCGACGGAUGUGAUGAGGAAACUUUCGCCGUAGGAAAACUCAUUUUAUAUCGAAACUGGUUAUUUUGGGAAAAGUUGUCAUUGAAAUGUUACAAAUAGUUAUCGUAAUUAUCAAGACGUUUGGCGGUUUUAACGACUUUCCUGCUUGAAGGUUGGUCAUCUCCUGUCUAAUCCAGAACAUCUUUCAUCAUGGGUGACUGGAGCGCACUGGGGAAACUUCUUGACAAGGUCCAGGCGUACUCCACGGCAGGAGGCAAAGUCUGGCUCUCCAUCCUCUUCAUCUUCCGGAUCCUGGUGUUGGGGACGGCGGUGGAGUCUGCCUGGGGAGACGAGCAGUCGGCGUUCAAGUGCAACACGCUGCAGCCCGGCUGCAAGAAUGUGUGCUACGACAAGUCGUUCCCCAUCUCCCAUGUGCGCUUCUGGGUGCUGCAGAUCAUAUUUGUGUCCAUGCCGACCCUCCUGUACCUCAGCCAUGUCGUGUUCCUUAUGCACAAGGAGGAGAAAUUGAAUAAAAAGGAGGAGAAAUUAAGAGAAAUCCAGAGCAAAGGAGGAGAUGUGGAUGUGCUGUUGAGGAAAAUUGAAAUGAAGAAAUUCAAGUAUGGCCUGGAAGAUCACGGGAAGAUCAAAAUGAGAGGAGGGAUAUUUUACACAUAUAUAGUGAGCAUUGUGUUGAAGUCCAUAUUUGAAGUUGUUUUCCUGUUGAUUCAGUGGCACCUUUAUGGAUUCACGCUGUCGACCGUUUAUACAUGUCAAAAGUUCCCUUGUCCACAUAAAGUAGACUGCUUUUUGUCUCGUCCCACCGAGAAGACGGUUUUUAUCAUCUUUAUGUUGGUUGUUUCACUUGUCUCUCUGGCCCUCAAUGUCUUUGAGCUUUUUUAUGUGAUUUUCAAGAGGAUGAAGGACCGAUUCAAAGAGUCGCAGAAAAACUUUGAAAGCACCUGUAAUAUCAAGCCCUGCCCAAGGAACCUGUCCAGUUAUGGGUAUUACAACGACUGCUCAGCCCCCGUCCCUAAUCUGGGCUAUAACCUAGAUACGGGCGAUAGGUCCAACUCCUCUGACAAUUAUGACAAGCAGGCUAAUGAGCAGAACUGGACUAAUUACAGUACAGAACAGAACCAGCUGGGUCACACUCAGCGCUUUCCAUAUCCCGAGAAAGUGACUCUGGGGAAGGAUCUUCUGCUGCUCAAAGAGCUUGAACCUCGACCCAGUAGUCGAGCGAGCAGUCGGGCCAGGCCGGAUGAUCUUGACAUCUAGCAGAAGCCUCAAACACAGGUUCCAUGGACAAUUUCGAACUUUUACAAGCGGUGAACAUUAAAGCUGCAGUCCGUAACUUUUUUUGGUUAAAA
Sinocyclocheilus grahami is the source of this 1412-nucleotide messenger RNA. Its product is annotated as gap junction alpha-1 protein-like. Gene Ontology annotation, molecular function: gap junction channel activity. Gene Ontology annotation, biological process: cell-cell signaling; heart development; cell communication by electrical coupling. NCBI's taxonomy places the organism in Eukaryota, Metazoa, Chordata, Actinopteri, Cypriniformes, Cyprinidae. Gene Ontology annotation, cellular component: connexin complex. Bases 256 to 1320 code for a protein of 354 amino acids. The record is from RefSeq and is a predicted model, not a curated record. The transcript has 2 exons.